Messenger RNA from Diabrotica virgifera virgifera (western corn rootworm), 8797 nucleotides. Its product is annotated as protein spartin. Gene Ontology annotation, biological process: cell division; negative regulation of BMP signaling pathway. The record is from RefSeq and is a predicted model, not a curated record. NCBI's taxonomy places the organism in Eukaryota, Metazoa, Arthropoda, Insecta, Coleoptera, Chrysomelidae. Bases 209 to 1819 code for a protein of 536 amino acids. Gene Ontology annotation, cellular component: plasma membrane. The transcript is spliced from 8 exons.
UUCCAGUUAAUUACUAAUUAGUAGAUCAGUGAUUGAUAUUACACGUCAAGUUGGUACGUAAAUACAAACAUCUUUUAGGUGCGAAGUUCAACAUAAGCCUACUAGGUUUUUUCGUGACCUAAAAUAAUUAAAAAGUGUUUCUUCAUACAACUACAUAACCUAACUUGAAAAACAAUCUACUCAAUCUUUAAACUAGUUGGCUUAAAAAAUGUUUUCUACUAAACAAGUGUAUUCAUGGGAAAAAACAUAUCAGUUGAUAAAAAUUAAACAUGAUGAAGCAUUUAGGGCUAUAGAUCAAGCUAUUAGUCUAGAGGAACAAGAGAAACAAAGUGAGGCUAUCGAAAAAUACAAAGAAGGUAUUAGAUUGAUAGACGAAGCCUUGAGUAUACAAGUCCAAUGUCCAGAAAACCCGGAUAUCACAUGGGAAAAAGCACGCGUAAUGAUUCAAAAAAUUAAAAAGACGAGAGCCGAAGUGAUAACGCGUAUUAAUUGCAUUCAGGGUCCGUCCAGUGCUCAUACGAGUAUUUUAGGUGAAGAUCCGCCAUCGUACGAAGAAGCUAUGUCUUCUACGGACGACGAAGGACCAGUAACACCAGUAACAUACAAAGAUUUAGCUACGGCACUAAGAGAUUUGAGCGUUGAUCCGAAUCAACACAUGCACGAAGAAGUUGUUUAUACUCAUGAUAACGUUAGAGUUUAUUUUAUUUCUCCUAAUGGGGAAGUGGUUUCGACUCUACAGCCGGAGGUUUUGACAAUAUCACUAGUGAGAGGUACUGAACCAAAUGCACCUGCAGCGAUUCUUCAAGUAGGCACAUGGGUGUACCCAUUGGUUCCUGGUGUAUCUCCUUGUUAUAGAACCGACUAUGGAGCAUUUGUACUUCCGGAUCUAAACGCCGAUGUUCCUGGUUCUUCAGUUGGGAUUAUUUUACCGUCUGAUGCCGAUCAGGAGGUGUUUGACCUCUUGGAAAGCAUUCUUCACGGUAUUAUAGGUUCCACACCAACAGCAGAAGAUAUUAGGAGCUGGAGAGAAAGGAGAGCAACCGGACAAGCGGAAGAUUAUAGUACAUAUAUUUCUAAUAAAAUUGUUGAUGGAGCCCAUUUGCUCUCUCGAGGUAUUGUUCGGGGCGCAGAAAAGGCUGGCGAUUUCUUUAACAGAACCACCCCAACAAUUAUUAAUAAAGUACAACCAGCAGCAGAACCUGCCAAUGUUCCCCCUACUUUAGCUAAGACGAUACAUGUAGCAGAAUCAGCUACAAAUAAGGCAGCUAGAGUUACUGGAUUUAUAGCCGAAAGAGUUGGAGUUGCCACCGUCCGCUUGGGUCAAUACCUGGCUCCUCACAUCCAAAGAGGUGGAACUAAAUUAUUAGUUAAAGGUUUCAAGAUGCCAGAACGAGAAGCUUCAAAUAAGAUGCAAGGAGUUCUGACAGUUGCAGCUGGGGCAGUCGAAGGCUUUAGCACUGUCUACAGAGGGCUCGAAACGUCUGCAGGAGUUCUAGGAAAUAGCCUUAAAGAAAACACAGUUAAGAUUGUAGAACACAAAUAUGGAUACCCUGCAAGUACCCUAACAGGCGAUACCUUAUCAACAGUUGGUAACGUUUAUAAUAUCGCUUACAACACCAGAAUUAUAACUCCCAAAAGUCUAGCAAAACGAACUGGGGCCGGUAUAAUCCAUGGUUAUUCAAGUUCUUCGAGAGCUAGUACCUCUUUCGCUAACACAGAGAUCGGUGUCGAUACAAGAGUGAAAAGAGAAACUGAUAAUGAAAUUGAAGAAAAAAUCACUGAAGAGAAUAAUGGGCAGAAUCAAACAAAAAAAGGCUAGGUAUUUUGUUAAGAUAAUGGGAAGCAGGGACAAUAACUUGAAAUCUACAGAUAUAUGUGAUAACCAUAUUCGUUAAAGAGCGUAGGAGCAAAAUUUCGGCCAAUUUUUAAAUUGCAUUCAUUUUUUUCGAAUCCUGAAAAAAAAUAUUUUUGAAAAAUUUAAACGCAGAAUUAAACAUGACGUUAUUACCGAGGGCCGAAAAUCCCUUAGAAUAAACACAAAGUUUCUUUUGAAUGAGAUAUUUGAAAUCAAAAAGCACACUCAAUUUUCUCUUCUUUUUCACCCUUAUAACGUAUUAAAAUAAACGUUACAGAAGUUUUCAGGGACUUUCGGCCCUCGGUAAUAAUGUUAUCUUUCAUUCUACGAUUAAAUUUUUCAAAAAUACUUAUUAGCUUUUUCAGGAUUCGGAAAAAAUGAAUGCAUUUAAAAAGCAUUACCCGAAAUAUUGCGCCUACGUUCUUAAUUUAUGUAAAACUUAUUUUAUUAUAUGUUGUAUAUUGUGCGUUAUCAUUUAAAAUGCUUAUAUCAUAUUUUUAUAAAAAAAUUUAACUUUGUUGGCAACAUUAUACAAUGUAUAUGAAAUUAUUUCAAACAUAUUAUGAUUCUGUGAAUAUGUUAUGGAAGUUUUCAGAAAACAGCGAUAAGAUAAUUUUUUUUUACCGUAUUAUUUUGAUAGCAUUACAACUAACAAGCAGUAGUGUUUCUCUGUGAUCUUGAUUAUUCCAAAGUAUGUUUUUUCCGCCAGUAGGCAAAAUGUCCUAAAAAGGUUAUUGUUUGGUUAAUAAUAGAGGUGAGUUCUAAAAUCUUAUUGAGAUAGAAAGGAUCAAAGAAAUUGGGUUAAUAAUGCCGAAUAUGGAGUCAUUUACGAUUGUUGACAGACAUUCCAUGUUGUGGUCUAGGUUUCCGAAUUAUUUAGUUAAUUUUUUCGUGGAACCUCUCACUAUUAUUUCUUAGCAAAUAUAUUAUUCUUUAUUAUAAUUACUUACAUACGUGUUAUGAUAUUUUUGCUGGUCACCUGGCCUACUUACAAGAAAUACUUGACAAAUAUCUCACUUUUAUUUUUUAACGUAAAAGAUCUGAAAGAAAGUACAAAAUCUGAAGUAAUGCCUUGGUGACAAAUAUGCAGAAACACUAUCAGAGCUAGUAUGCUCUAGCUGAGGUUAAAUCUAAUAGGAAAGUUACACAUUACAAACAAUUUCUACCAAACUAAUUGGCAAGCGUUUGUGCGAUAACAGAUUUAACGUAAACAUGCCAUUUUCCAGUACAGACAUUUUUUUCAUAAUUUUAAUAAAAAAUUGUAUGAAGGAUAUGAUGUGAGUAUGAGUAAUACGAAUACCACAUGAGCACAUACAGAAUGCGAGGAUGAUAAUGGCAAUUAAACACGAGUAGUAUACAUGAUAAUAUGUUUUACGAUCAUUCACAACAAAAAUAAAACCAAUUUACUUUGUAACAGUUUGUUUAAAUAUUGUGAACUGUCGAAGCGUAUGUUUUUACCAUGGCAUUACUCAUUGCGCAUGGGCCACCUUCGGUACAGAAUGUCAUCUCCUGAUUCUAUUGGUUAAAAAUUUGUAUCAUAGUGAAAACCUGUAUCAUAGUGAAGCCCAUUAUGACAAAACAGUAACUAAUUCGGAAUUGCAUAAUAUAUCUCGUGUCUUAGAUCUGGUCUUUAUUUUUGAUUGAAAUACUCCUAUGCACUCGUUAGAUAUCAAGUAUGUCAUAAGUUAGGUAUCAUUGAAGUUAAUUUCCAAAUGUAACUUUUGAUACACUUGAGUCCAGGGUUCUUUACCCAUGCGUCAUUAAUACCUGGCGAGAUAAAACACAUACUUUUUAUCUAGCAUCAUUCUCUUCCACGCAUGAAACUAAAGACAAACCAGCUACCGCCUGUUAUUAAGUAAAAACAUAUGUUUUCAUUUUAUGAACGCUCUAGACUCGGUACAUCGGAAAGAUGUGGGACAAAAAAGACGUUUGGGCAUGUUUUCAGAUUUUAAGUACAAGUUGUGACGUUUCUGGUUUGUUUAAUUUUGUGGCUGUCAGUCUGUUGAAUUUUUUGCUGUUUUUUUGUCGAAUUUUGAAGUUUUUUUUUUAUAUUACACAAACAGUUGUUUUCACAACUAAUUUUAUAUUGGAGUUUGAAAUUUUGUGGUAAGUGUAUUUAUUAUUAUUAAUUUUUACAACAUACAAAGCUAACCUCAUUCACACAAUUAAGGAAUGGCUGUGUUUACGCCAAAGUGAAUAAAAUUACAAACUGAAAAUAUGUUAUUGAAUUUUUUUAUAUUUAUUUAUUUAUCACUAACAGGGGCGUGCGGUGAAAUUUGAAACAGGGGAAGCAAUUUGUAAAAAAAAUGUAAAAACACCUAUUUAUAAUGUAAUUCAAUUCUUCUACCAUUUUUGGAAAACUCGUCUAUAACUUCCGUGUACAAAGGUGGAUAUUGUGACAUUUCUUUAAUCAGAUUAUAUUUAAUUGAAAAAAAAAACAAGUAAAAUCCUUUAUAAAAGGAUAUAGUAGGGAGUAUAGUAAGGUAGGGAGUAUACUACUAAGUAUACUCCCUACGGAGAAAAAGUACGACUUUUCUCCCUACAAUCAGGUCAGGAAAUGUAUACUUUCGAUAGAGGUAGGUGGAAAAAACAGCAACUCAUUGGCAAUAUUUUUUGUGUCAGUGCUCAUUGUGCUCAAUAUCCACAGUCUCAUAUAAAGCUGUUAGUUCCGAACGUAAUGAAAUCAAGUCAAAAUAUUGCCCAUAAAGACGCAUCAAAAAUUUUGUUUAUUUUUCAGGAAAAUGUGUUUUUUUAAUGUAUUAAAAUUGCACAGCUGAAGAUAGUCUCGAUCAUCAAAAUUAUUAAAACCUAUUUUCCAUUCGUUGGCAUAUUUGAUCUAAAAUCUGAUAGUAUAGUCGGCGGUAGCACGAUUUGACAUUUCCAACAUUAUCAGUGCGUACGCGUUUCCUUUUAGGCUCAAAACCUCUUGCCAUCAUAUUAUUCGAGCAUUUUUCAAAGUCAGCUCUGUCUUUUUGUUAAUAACAUCUUUAAAUUCGCUAAUUUUUUACACAGAAACCAAUCUCGCUUAUCUUGCAUUGCAAUACAUUAAAUAAAUUAUCUGAGAAUAGAAAUAUUUCUGAAAAAAGCAAAGUUAAAAAUUAAAAUUCAAAUAAUUUAUUAAACUACCUAUCCAAAAAUCCUCUCGUGCUAUUUAUGGUUUCUGUAUUCCACUUUUCACAUUUUCACCAUUUUCCAAAACACUAAUACAUAUUUAUAAUAUAUUUAUAUAAAUAAUAUUUAGUAUUUAUAAUAUAAAUAAUUCUAUAUAUUUAUUUAUAUAAAUAAUUCAAUAAAAUCCAUCUUCAUAAUUCCACAAAAUCAGUCGACGAAGCCCAUCAUUGUCAAGUGCUGGUAAAUCCUAUUUCAAUUCAAAUCAUCUUCGUAUGCAAUUGACAAAACUGCUUAAAAGCUAAAGAUAUGCCCGAAAUUUGAACUCGCCGGUCAGCGUGUAACCCCGAUGAUUUUUACAUAGGCCUGAAGAGAAGCAACUUUAAAAUCAGAUUAUUAUGCCGACAUAACUCGAAUACCACCGUAGAAAUACGAUUAUGGUCCGAGUACGGAAGGAUGCAGCAUCCAACGCUGCUUACGUGUUUACCAGUAUUUCGUCGCUUUGAUAUUUACUGUAUGACAAAAAUAGAGUACGUGUGUAUUUUCUUAUUAGGUACUUGCUGCUUGUACUACAUAAUUAAAUAUUCUCGUAUACAACUUAAAAUCCUGCUUAUGUGUUUGUUCAUUUUUUUUUAAAUAAUCUCAGUUACACAAUUGGUACGACAUUACUACGGAAACCAAGGGAAGCAAUGCUUCACUUGCUUCCAUGGACCGCACGCCCCUUAUCACUAAUGGUAUUAAAAUAAUUUAUUAAGCCACUUCAAAUGUAGCUGUGAUUCUACACCAACAUUUAAAAGCAAAACUUACAUUUGUUGACAUUCUAUUUAUUUGAUAACGUCAACUUUUAUAAUAUGUAUAACCCGUGAUCGGAGCAGUAGCAACUUUCUGUCACUUGCUGUUGCGUGGAAUAGAUUUCCAACUUAUUUCGUAUGCUUUAAAUGAUGACGCACGGGUAAAGAACCUUGGACUCAACCACUGGUUAUUUAUUCUGUGACUCAACUGUAUAUGAUAUUUGAAGUAAUUUUAGCAUUAAGGCGGAUACUCACUACGCGCCAUUUGUCAAGUACUUGUCAAAUGUCAAAUGACAUGAAAGUCAGCCGGGCUAUUUGUACUUGCCAAACAGUAGUGCAGCAUUUACUUGACAGUUAUCUCGUAGUGGAUAAAAUAUACUUGAACAUAUUCAUAUGCUUAAUUAAAUACAAGUACUUGCCAAGUACCGACUUUAGUUUCUCAUAAGUUAUCUGAAAUUAGAAUAACAUUGCCAACGAAGCAUGUUAAUGUUUAUUUUGAUGUUAACUCGUAAAUGUCUUCAACGCAUUUACUGGGAUAGCUGUGACGAGUUGUAGUGACAUCUUGUCGUCUUGCCUGACAUCUAUUCCGAUAUUUUAUUUUCUACUCUCUGUGGGCAAUCUUAUAGACGUGGUGCAGUUUUGUACAUAUUGUAAACGUUUGGGAAGAUCUGUGGUCGAUUUUGAAGUUAUUUUAUGCUUUCAGAAUUCGUCUCCUUAAAACUACGAAAAUUAGUACUAAUAGCCCAUUUGUUUCAGAGUUUUCUCAAUUACGACUUUCAAACCUUGUAAAUCGUUGUUUAUUCUCCACAGUGUAACGAAUCCAGACAAUGCUCGUGGUUAGUAGAACACUUUUUUCGAGUCUUAAUCUAAUAACUAUACAAUGUAAUGCAACUGCCUAUACAAUACAGUGAUGAGUGCGCUAAUAACCGACAAAAUAACGUAAAAGACGGAAAACAUAAUACGUUGUGAAAUAAUAGGAGAUGAAGCUAGUAGAGGUGCGAAAUUAUCAAUAGAAACCUAUAAAUUUACAUUAUAUUCAUGCCUAUUCUGUAACUCAUUUCGAUGAUAGAAGUCAGUAAAAUCGAAUAGAAGUUGCCAAGUCGAAUAGAAAUAGUCCAAAUCGGUAUUCCAUAACUACUUCGGAAUCUCUACAAUCGUAAUAGUGAGUUAGUGAGUAGAAAUCACUUCGACAGCAUUUACCCUGUCGAGAUGAGAUUUCGAUUAUCGGAAUUGUGCUUGACGCAAGCGCAUUUUGUUUUGUUUUGACGUUUAUAUUUUUUAUAUCUACUAAAAAUAGUUGAUUACUACUUAUUUAUAAUUAUUUAUAGUAUUUGUACCUUUUUAACUGCUUAAUUUUUAGUCUGUGGUGUUAUUUGUAUAGAGAAUUAUAUAUUUAAUUUAGACAUGUACGAGUAUGAAUUGAACCUAACCUUAUUAAUUUGCUAUUUGGCUUGGCAUCUGAAAUCUGAAUGUUUGCCAGCCACAGUGUUGCCAUAAUUUUUUCGCUUAUUCCUUAUACAAUUUCAAUCAAUGGUAUAAUGUACAACAAUAGCAUACGCAUACGAUAGACUUCUUAUGCGUUGAUUGAUAAAUAUAUUAUACCAGUAUAAUACUUGUAUAAUUUAUCAAUCAACGCUCAUAGUCUGAACAAAUUAUAGAAAAGAAGCAAUUUUGGGGAAAAGUUGUUUAGCAGUUAUUUCGGCUGGAAUCAAAUCUUAAAGAUUGCAUAUUAUUAGUAAUACAUAUCGAUUUUAAAUAAUUUAUUAAUAAUAAUUAAUAACAUCACUUUAAAUUAUCUUUAAUUUAAAAGCAUUUAUACGUCUUAUCUUCAUUUAGCUUUUUUUUAUAUUAUAUCGAUUUAUCUUCUUUUUUAUAACAAUCUUAAUUAACUUUGAUUUAAAACCAUUUAUCCUCAUUUGAGCUUUUUGUAUCCAGUAUUUAUAUUAAUAUUUUAUUAUUUUUAAAUGUAACUUUAUGUAAUGUGAUAGCAUGAAAAAAUUGAGCAUAUGGCAACGGUGUCAUAUCUCAAAGUUUAGAUCCAGCAACAAGCAAUUCACGGAACACUCAUUUCGCUUGUCAAUGCGGGGUUGCCACCACCUCCUGACCGUGUGUAAUAGAGGUUACCGAUUUCGAUUACGAUGUGAGUUACAGAAUGCCAAUCCAAACACAAAAAUGACGCGAUAGAUAUCAAACAUUCCGAUUUCGGGUAAUUCGACUUGGUAAUUUCUAUUCGAUUUGUUAAAAGUUACAGAAUAGGGCUGAUUGAUAGUUUCCCACCUUUAGACAUAUCGGAGGAGAUUUACAACUACCACUGUGACAGUGACAGUUUUAGUUGACAUACUUCUCCGUUACGUGUAAAGGUGGGAAACUAUCAAUAUAAUGCAAAUUAUUUAUAGGUUUCUAUUGAUAGUUUCCCACCUCUACUAGUUUCAUCUCUUUUUGUUUCACCACGUAUCAUAUUUUUCAUCUUUUGCGUUAUUUUGCCGGUUCUUAGUGCACUCAUCACUGUAUAAUAAUUAUUCCACUUGGAGGAUAUUCGUAUAUAUGUUUUGUAUUUGUCUUUUUUAUUACAAGAAUGCUCAUAUAUUUAUAUUUUAUAUCUUUUGAACCACUCCAUAAACUAAAUAUUUUACUUACCAGUAUUUUUAUAGACUUUUUACUUUCCAUUAGACACGGCUGCUUAAUUCUCUUUUUGUAUUAUUUGUACGAUUUUUUUAUUCAAACUGUUAUUGUAUUUUAAGGACUAUGUUAAUCUCUAUAUUAUUAUUAGUUUUUUUAUAGAAUUUUCCAAAAAUCAUAGCCUUAUCCGACUAACGCAUACAAAAAGUUGUAAUGAAUGUGAUAUGAAGUACAUUCAUUCGGUAGAUUUUUUAUUUCUAUUUAUUGAUUUGGUUUGUUAAGUGAUUUUUGGAAUAUUUUUUUGUUGUGUGUUAAAUAUUUACAGAUAUAUAAAGUGGUAGUUUUACAUUAUUCUUGUAUAUUGAUAUUUUUUGUAAUGUGAUAUUUGUUACCAUUUUGAAGGGUUAAUAAAUAAUGAAUUUUC